Messenger RNA from Pelobates cultripes (western spadefoot toad), 294 nucleotides. The record is from the annotation of a GenBank genome assembly. Lineage: Eukaryota; Metazoa; Chordata; Amphibia; Anura; Pelobatidae.
AUGCCCAGAGACAUUAGGGAAGAUACCCGAUACCCAGUGACAUUAGGAAGAUACCCGAUGCCCAGUGACAUUAGGGAAGAUACCCGAUACCCAGUGACAUUAGGAAGAUACCAGAUGCCCAGAGACAUUAGGGAAGAUACCCGAUACCCAGUGACAUUAGGAAGAUACCCGAUGCCCAGAGAUAUUAGGGAAGAUACCCGAUACCCAGUGACAUUAGGAAGAUACCCGAUGCCCAGAGAUAUUACCACUGCUACUAAAUUACUAAUCAGUGAAGGACUUCCACUAGGGACAUAA